UUCCAAUCAGUCUUGUUAUAAAUAACGUAACAACUUAUGUUUCACCAUGAGUGCUGUCAGCUGUUGUGUGAUAUGGCAACACUAGCGUGGUGAGUAAAUCAUAAAAUAGAAAACGCCGAAAGGAAAGUUGAAAAGUAAAAUAUGAAAAACAAUAAAAUUGAAAAUAUUGUGUGCGUUAAACAAAAACAACACGAAUAGUUAAAAUAAGAAGGAAAACUUUUCCAAUGAAAGUCAAAUCUAUACAGAUUUCUUUGAUUGGUGAACUGCGUGGAAAAAAGUGCAAAUAGAAGACCAGCAGCACAAAAGCUUGUGGUCAGGUGCAGUGGCACUACAAAUUGGAAUAGGUGUAAUUGAAUUUAAAGACAUGUUUGCAUAUGUAUAUUGAUAUUAAUGUACAAAAAGAAAAUUAGCCAACAGGCAAUUUGCAAUUGGCACUUUUACGUGAGUUAUAGUCUCGUGUCGUCUGCAAUCCCUAUAUACUUGUGUGCAUACAUACGUAUAAUUUUGAAUUCGCACAGAAAUUGUUUAUGAGUGUACGCAUUUGUAUAAAUCAUAAUGCUAAUGAGUUAUACUGUGUGGAGGGCAACGAUAUAGUGAAAGUUACCGAAAAAUUCCGUGCAUGGCUAAAGAAGGUCACUAUUUGGGUUCCGGAAUAUAGACGCAAAGUAGGUUGUUUGCUGCAUGAGCAUAUGAAGGAAAAGUGUGAAGAAUUGAGUUUUUGUGGUGAUGUGGGUUGUGUGCGGAAAAAAGCUACUACUAUUUUAAAUUUGACGGUUAAUGGCAAUGCAUGGUUUUUUAUUGCGUUUGUGGCAUACUAAUAUUGAUGGCAGACGUAAUAUUUUGGAAUAUGCAAGCAUCAGCCUUCCGUUUAUCAAUCCAUUAUAAAACUCACUUGAAAUAUGAAUAAUUCCCACAUUUUUGCAUGAAAUUUUUGUUUAAAAAUAUGUAGUAGAAAUCCUCAAACGUCUGGUAGCAUCCCGAUAACACCGCACAUAGUUAUCGUUGAGACGUAUGUAUAAUAAUCAGCUGUUGCCUUUCCUCAAUUUCGGCCUUAAGCACAUAUAUAUGUACAUAUGUAUCUACAUACCAUUGUCAUUUUUUUGUGCAAAUGAGCCAUGGGUAAAAUUUACCUGCGGUUUUGAUCUGAUUUCAAAUUUAUAGUUCGAUAGACGGAAGGACAAAUGAAUUGGAAUUUGUUUGUUUAGUGCAAAUUAAUCCGAAAUGUCUCAAUUAAGUGAUAAAUUUGCUGCAUUCUUUUGAGAAUACGAAUAUGUGCAAACACAUAUGCAAGUAGUAUUGUACAUAAUCACUUAUCUUUAGAGCAUAUAACUGGAAGGCGCAGGCAUAAACAAACCUUGUCUACAUACAAACAAGAGAAGAAAUCUAAGAAAUCAAUACUGGUUUAAUUUAUCGGAGAAAACCAAUUUUCGCUAUUGGCUUUUGUAACUAUAAUGGUGGAUAAAGACGAAGACAAGAAUAUUGUAACGAACAAUAUAGCUCAUAAACAGGAACAGAAUAAGAUUGCGCAAAAAUCUCAUAACUUAUCAUCAACAGCACCAACAACAACAACAUCCACAUCUUUACAAAACACCUCUAAUGCAGCGGCAAGUUCAGGAGCUAGCUGCAAUCAAAUUGCAGCAAAUUCUUCACACCUGGUAGGCAGUCAUAACCAUCCAAAAUUGAUACCCAUACAGAGUGUACUAAACACCACCGACUCACACCAUCAGAAUACUACAGCAGCUACACAUCAAGCAAAAGGCCAUGAUAAUACCACAACUUUUCCGCAAUUCAUUACCGGCGGUGCUAGUGGUGCCCAUACGCAAGUGGCCACAGAGUUGCCACACGAAGACGAAGAACGGCUGGAGAAGCUAUUCAAUACGCUUGAUCGGGACGGUAAUGGACGUAUAGACAUUCAUGAUCUCUCUGAAGCAUUACGAGAGUUUGGUCUCUCAAGUGUUUAUGCCGAGAAAUUUCUGGAACAAUCCGAUAUUAAUCAAAGUGGUGAUGUUGGCCUUGCAGAGUUUGUGUUCUAUGUGCGUGAGCACGAAAAGAAUUUACGACUACAGUUUUCACAUCUGGAUAAAAACAAAGAUGGUAAAGUGGAUUUGGAAGAGUUAAUAGACGCUUUUAAAGAUUUGGGCAUUGAAGUUGACCCAGAGGAAGCUACAAAUCUACUUUCACGAAUGGAUCAAGAUGGCAGUUUAAAUAUUAGCUUUAAUGAAUGGCGCGACUUCCUAUUAUUGGCACCAUCCACUGAUAUUCACGAUUUGAUCAAAUUCUGGCGGCAUUCUACUUACCUUGACAUUGGUGAAGAUUUAAAUGUACCUGAUGAUUUCACGCAAAGUGAAAUGCAGACCGGCAUGUGGUGGCGCCAUCUGGCGGCUGGUGGUAUUGCAGGUGCAGUGUCGCGUACAUGCACAGCUCCAUUAGAUAGGAUAAAAGUGUACUUGCAGGUUCAAACACAUAAAGCCGGAAUCUCUGAUAGUUUAAGAUAUAUGCUAAAUGAAGGAGGUCUCCGCAGCAUGUGGCGUGGCAACGGUAUAAAUGUGCUAAAAAUUGCCCCCGAAUCGGCGAUCAAAUUUGCUGCUUACGAGAAGAUUAAGCGUUUAAUACGCGGCGAUGAGAAGCGUCAGAUGACGAUUGGUGAACGUUUUAUGGCUGGUGCAGCGGCCGGUGGCAUCUCGCAGACGAUCAUCUAUCCGAUGGAAGUAUUAAAGACACGCUUGGCCUUGCGUAAGACCGGUCAGUAUAAGGGUAUAUUGGAUGCAGCGAAAAAGAUCUAUUUAAUGGAGGGUGUACGUAGCUUUUAUCGUGGUUACAUUCCGAAUAUGUUGGGCAUUAUUCCUUAUGCCGGUAUUGAUCUGGCGGUCUAUGAAACUUUAAAGAAGAAGUAUUUAAGUAGUCAUAAUACGGAACAACCAAGCUUUCUCGUGCUGUUGGCAUGCGGCAGUGCGUCCAGUACGUUGGGACAGGUGUGCUCGUAUCCAUUGGCGUUGGUGCGCACACGGCUGCAAGCGCAAGUGAUCACCAAAAACAAGCUACCCAGCGUGGGUAUACCCUUGCGGCAAGCGGGCGCUAUAAAUGACGACAACAUGUUCGGUGUAUUUCGUAAAAUUCUACACAACGAGGGCAUAUGUGGCUUGUACCGUGGCAUAACACCGAACUUCAUUAAAGUACUUCCAGCCGUUUCGAUCAGUUAUGUGGUCUACGAGUAUUCGAGCCGUGCUUUGGGUGUGAAUAUGACGUGAUCCCUCUACGUUAAGCGCAAUGUUAAUAAAUCAAAUAAACAACAAUUGAAUGGUCUUGUUACACAACAACAAUAAAAACGGCGCUCAGUUGCACACUUAUAUACAUAUAUAUUUAUAUAUCAACGAAUACAUAUGUAAAUAAUAAUGAGCUAGCCCUAAGCAGUACUAUUGUUGUACUUUUACUCCCAGUCUCUGCCUAUAUUUAAAUGCAACCAACAUUUGUAUAAUUCACAUUACUUUUUUUUUUGUUUUUUUGUUUUCUGUUAGUAAUAUUGUAGUGAUAAUUUAGCAAAGAUGCUCCGCGUGAUACUAAUUGCUAAUUACAUACAUAAACAAAAACAAAGAGAAGAAAAAAAAAACGAAAAACAAAACAUAAGCAAACUGCAAAGUAAAGUAAAGUAAAAAAAAAUGAAAGUAACAGAAAAAGAGUUUUCAACAGUGAAUUGAGAAUGAGAGUCGUUGACUUAAAUAUAUAAAUUAGUUUAUAUAAACCGUACUGUAUAAUAAUAAUAAACAGUUAGCUUAUAUAUAUGUAUAUACAUACAUACAUAUAUGUAAUAAUGCUAAAUAUUUAUUUCUAAUCUAUUUUUUACACGCAAAAACAAACAAAUUGCAAAACACAUGCAAGUUAAAGGGAGGAAGCGGAAGGAAAUCGAAACGAAUGUAUAACAUAGAUUUUAAUUUAUUAUUUAUUUAGUUAAAUUAAAAUUGGCGCAUGUAAGUGAAAAUGUGUUUAGGUAUAUUUAUAUGUAUGCAGUAUGUAUGUUAUUGUAAAAAAACCGUUUUCAAAUAAACAAACCCGAAAAGAGAGCGUGCAUUUGCGGCACUAAGAUUUAGAUUUCUUUUUUUGUUAUUUUAACUGGCUGGCAGUAGCGAGUGUGUUAACGGAAAGCGUAAUGAGAGCAAAAAUGAAAAUGUAGCGAUGUGGCAACCCUUUUAGCUAAACAAUUUUACUUUUUAACUUGCUCUUUACAUUUAAAAAAAGUAGCUACUUUAAAAAUAAUACACAUAAUUGAAUAUAAACCACAUUUAACAAAUUGGUAAGCGUAAAUAUUGCAAACAAAAUAUGUACAUAUAUACAUACAAGCCUAAUAACUAAUAUAUUGCGUCAUUAAAUGGCUGUACAGCUGGCAACACUUACCAUUUGUAUUUUGAUUCUUUAUAUAUUAAAAGCGAACAUCUUAAAGAUAAUACAGAAUUUAAUAAAAUUUAACCUAUUUAGCAUUACUAUCAAAUAAUAUACUUAUAUAUAUAUUAUAAAUUUUAAAUUUAAAAAAACUAAAAAUCCAAACUACAUAUAUACAUGCAUACAUUUUGAGGCUGCAAUUACGAAGCAACAUCGCAAUAAGUCUAACUUCUUAACAUAAAGAACUGAAAAGCUGUCGUUAAGUUUUAAGUAAAAAUCACAAUUCAAUCAAAAAUAAUGCAAAAACAAAUAUAAAAAAUACUAAGGAAAAACUUACAUACAUACAUACAUACAUGCAAACAUGCAUACAUACAUACACAAAUAGUUAUAAUAGCAAAGAAAUGACGAGAUUAUUGUAGCAUAUUUUUUAUGAUGUAAACAAAUAAAUAAACAAAUAAUGUAGAUGAUUUCACAAAUCGGUAAAUUGUAUAAUGUAGUUAAUGAUGAAUUACAAAUUAAAUGUGUCUAAACAUAUUUUUUUUUAUAUAUGCUAGCCCUUCGAUUAUGCCAAACUGCAUUUGUAUUCAUUGAUUUCAUAUACUAUGCAUAUAUAGUGCGCAUAUACAUACCUAGAUAAAUACAAAACAUUGAAAAUUGUAUGCAAUAAUACAUUAACUAAAUGAGAAUCGAAAAAUAAUAUCAUGGAAAAAGACCAAUAGCGUAAUAUUAAGCAGUCUCUAUAUAACUGAUACAAUAUAAUUCUCUCCAUUUUCUGUCUCUCUUUCUCUCUCUGGUUGACUUAUUUGUUUGUGAUUUAUGCAGGACUCAACUUACAAAUUAAAAAUAAAAAUUUAAUUGUUUAAAACUAAA
This is a messenger RNA of Bactrocera oleae (olive fruit fly), 5244 nucleotides long. NCBI's taxonomy places the organism in Eukaryota, Metazoa, Arthropoda, Insecta, Diptera, Tephritidae. The record is from RefSeq and is a predicted model, not a curated record.